CUCUAAGGUGCCACAAGUCCUCCUUUUCUUUAAGGUGGGUGAGGGAAUCUGUUGUAUUGGACCAGCUUCUGUGGGGGGAGAGACCAGCUUUCUAGCUCUUCCUCAGGUCUCUGUGUGACUUGUGGCAACUUGUUUGUGCCUCCAUUCACUCUCUGUGAAAUGGGGAUAAUGAUCCUGUCCUAGUUUGUCCUGUGGGCUGUGACGCAAAAUUAAUUAAUGUCUGAAAUGCUUUGUGGUCCUCGGGAGUGAGGUGCUGUGGAGUGCCAAGUAUAAUCCAUCCAAUGAAGUGAGCUGUAGCUCAUGAAAGCUUAUGCUCAAAUAAAUUGGUUAGUCUCUAAGGUGCCACACGUACUCCUUUUCUUUUUGCAAAUACAGAUUAACACGGCUGCUACUCUGAAACAAGUAUAAUAGUAGUACCGACAGGGACCAGCUAGCUCACCUUGUUGGAGUAAGAUGGGUCUCUGCUAGGAAGCUUGGAGGAGGCUUUUUUAAAAGGCUUGAAGCCCAACUACUGCCUGUGAUUUAUUUAUGAAUUCUAAUGGCCCUCACAAGAAACUAAUGAGAAAACAAUGGGAAUGAAAUUAAAAACGGACAGAGAGAUGGGAAGCACUGGUGUUUCAGCACAUCUGCCUAAACUGUAGCAAAACACCAUGAAGGAACUCUCUUACUGAAAUCUUACCUGGCACAGGCACUCCUUCAUGCUUCUAAUAAGGCAGAUUGACUCUUGUCUGCUUUCUGGCUCUAUUGCUGUUCACAAGCUUUGUCAAACCCUUACCAUAGCCAAAGGAACAAAUUCCCCAAACUCAUGCUAUACAUUUGUUGGUUUUGCCCAUCUGUACCUGGGGAGUCAGCAUGGUCUAGUUCAGUGGUCCCCAAACUUUUUCUGUCGUGCCCCCUUAUCUGUUAUGGAAUUUGUCUCUCCCUCCUGCUGGGGCUGUGGUCGGAGGAUGGGGCCACGACCAGAGGCCAAAGCCAAGGCUGGAGCUGUGAUCAGGAGCUGAGGCCGUGGCUGAGAGUGGAGCUGUGACCGGGAGCUCAGGGCUGAGGCCAGAGCUGCAGCUGGAGCUGGGUCCAGGAGGAGGGCCCCCAGGAGCCCCAGACAGAUUCCAUUACCGUGUAUUAGUUGCUUUCCUUCAGCCAGUAUGGUGAGACUUCGGCUUUCCAGCACCAUUGUUGUAGUUUUCCUUAUGAUUCAGACUGGAUUCUUACUAUUUAUGUAUGCUCGACAUAGCAGCUUCAUGCCUCAGUCUGAAGAGAAGCCAUCUCGGGUGCACAUCCUUAUUCUCUCUUCCUGGAGGUCAGGAUCUUCCUUUGUUGGCCAACUGUUUAGCCAACACCCUGAUGUCUUCUACCUGAUGGAACCUGCCUGGCAUGUGUGGGUAACGAUGUACCAGAACAGUGCCAAAGUCUUACAUAUGGCUGUUAGAGACCUAGUCAGGUCUGUCUUCAAGUGUGACAUGUCUGUGUUUGAUGCCUACAUGCCUUGGAAGAGAAACUUGUCCGAUCUCUUCCAGUGGGCAGUGAGUCGGGCACUCUGUUCAGCUCCUGCCUGUGAUUCCUUUCAACGCACCGACAUUACCAAUGAAAUGGCCUGCAAGACCCUUUGUGGCAAGUACCCAUUCAGCAAGGUGGAGGAAGCUUGCAAGACCUACAGCCACAUUGUCCUCAAGGAGGUCCGGUUCUUUGAUCUGACAGUUCUCUAUCCCCUUCUCACUGACCUCUCCCUGAAUCUCAAAAUCAUUCACUUGGUGCGUGAUCCCAGAGCUGUUGCCAAGUCACGAGAACAGUCAGUAAAAGCCUUAGCUCGUGACAAUGGGAUUGUUCUGAGCACCAAUGGCACUAAAGUGGAGGAUAGCAAAUAUAAAGUAAUGAAGGAAAUUUGUAGAAGUCACAUCCAGAUCUAUGAAACAGCUACUCAGAAACCUCCAAGAUUUCUAAAAGAUCGCUAUUUGAUGAUCCGUUUUGAAGAUCUGGUUCAAGAUCCCUUAUCAGAAAUCAGAGACAUGUAUAAAUUUGCAGAUCUUAGACUGACCCCCAAACUUGAAAGCUGGAUCUAUAAUAUCACACAUGGCCAGGGACCAGGAAAGAAAAAGGAAGCCUUCAAAAUCACCUCCCGAGAUGCAGUUAACGUUUCCCAGGCCUGGAGGAAUAUUCUUUCCUUCCAAAAAAUUAAGAAAGUACAAGAAGUCUGCAAAGGUGCUAUAAAUAUGCUUGGCUAUAAACUUCUGGAUUCUGAGAAAGAGCAAAAAGAUUUGUCAUUGGAUUUAGUGUUGCCAAGACGAAGAAACCAGUUCAGUUGGUCAUCAUUCAAUCCGAAAAACUAAGACAUAUUACUUUGAGAGGUUUUUUGGAAAUUUUAUUUAUCUACUGUGCAAUGUGCAGGUAGCAUGAAAAGAUUUGGCUGUCAAAUUUAAUCCUAGUCCUAGCUGCUAUUUUUUUUUUUUUUUCAAGUGAUGGAAGGUUUUGUUGGUUUUUUUCUUCAAUUUCGCACACUGGAGAAUGUGAAGCAAAUGAAAAAUGCGGCAUGAGAUUUGUCAGUUUGCAGACUUACAGCUGAGGUGAGCUGUUCUGAACACUGCAUUUUGUAAAUAUUAUGUGUUAAACUAUAUGUCUUUCAAAGGUGAAUUAAUGGAGAUGGAAAAUGUCUUUUGUAUUUAUUAAUACUUUAAUUUUUAAACCUUGAUUAAACUCAGGAUAACAACUGAUUAAACAUUUUAAGGAAAUCUCAGCAUCAUCUCAAAAACAAAUGCAUGGAAAUCAAGAUGGCAUAAAUUCUCUCAUGCUUUCUGCAUUCUUUUUUUUAGUAUCCCCUGAUUUGUUGUUGUCUUUGUAUUCUCCCCCCGACACCCCUCCAAGCUAUUUUGCAGCUCUGUGUUUUUUGAAAACUUGUCUGAAUCUUUUUGUGAUUUAAUUUUCAUUAGUGCAGAUCAUCCUGGGAAACCCCAGAGAACUGGGGUUACUUCUAAAAAUGACCUAUCUUUGGGUCAGCUGUGAAAUCCUGAAUUAUUCUGUCAAUAGAUUUACCUGUGCUCUGAUCUGAAUGGCAGAGUCCUCACCAGCUGUUUGGUUAAGGCACUGGAGUAGAGCUUUUGCACUGGAGUAUGGAAUCUAAAAACAGAAAAUAGAAGUAGAAAAUUAGAAUGAGGGAAUCAUCGUGGUAGUAGCCUGUUCAGAAGAAUAUGCUCUGUAACUCCAUGACACACACAACAGGAACAGACCUGCUUCUACAGUCUGUAAUUUACAGCUUUUUUUAAAUCAAAUUCUAGUUGUUGUACUGAAGAGUCAAUUAUUAAUGAAAUUCACCACAGCAAAUAUGUCUGCCUUUGAAGCUUGUCUGUUAUUUAUACUUCUGUAUGCAAUUCUUGAAGGAACAAAUCUUGAAGCAGAAAUAAAGACUAAUUUUAAACUCUU
This is a messenger RNA of Caretta caretta (loggerhead turtle), 3411 nucleotides long. Its product is annotated as carbohydrate sulfotransferase 5-like. Gene Ontology annotation, cellular component: Golgi membrane. The record is from RefSeq and is a predicted model, not a curated record. NCBI's taxonomy places the organism in Eukaryota, Metazoa, Chordata, Testudines, Cheloniidae. Gene Ontology annotation, biological process: N-acetylglucosamine metabolic process; carbohydrate metabolic process; keratan sulfate proteoglycan biosynthetic process. Gene Ontology annotation, molecular function: N-acetylglucosamine 6-O-sulfotransferase activity.